Eucalyptus grandis is the source of this 1739-nucleotide messenger RNA. Its product is annotated as histone-lysine N-methyltransferase ATXR2. Gene Ontology annotation, molecular function: methyltransferase activity; protein binding. NCBI's taxonomy places the organism in Eukaryota, Viridiplantae, Streptophyta, Magnoliopsida, Myrtales, Myrtaceae. The record is from RefSeq and is a predicted model, not a curated record.
GAGUAGCGCCGCGCCGCCACCAAGAACCCAAGAGCAGCAGAAGAAGCGCGGACAACUCGGGAUCGAGAGUUCCCUGGAAAAAUCCGCAGAGCGUUCUCGAGCUCGAGCAGGAGAAGCAAAUUCCCAAAUGGAAGUCGUCUGCCCGAUCGACGAGAAGUGCGCCCCUGAAAUCGCCGCCCUCCUCCAACCCCUCCUCCUCGCGAAAUCCAGGAUUACUUUGACCAGCUUUUGGCCUCGCGGGAGGGCUGCCGCCUCAAGGUGAGACAAGACGGCGAAUUCGGGAAAGGUGUAUAUGCUGAUGUGGAUUUUAAAGAAGGGGAGCUUCUCUUAAGGGAUCAAAUGCUUUUUGGGUGUCAACAUCCCUCAAAUAAGAUUGAUUGUCUAGUAUGUAGUUUCUGUUUUCGCUUUAUUGGGACAUUAGAACUUCAAAUUGGAAGAAGAUUGUUUUUUCAAGAUUUGGGUCUCUCUUCAAGCCAUGAAUGUGAUACCGGCUCAUGCUCCGAUGUUUCGAAUGAGCAUGGUGCAUCUGACUCAUCUGAUGGGGACGACGUCACAGAUGAGAAAGGUUAUGACGACUCUCGUGGAUGUGCUUCAGGAAGCAAGAGAGCAAAAGUUCCUUUGCCUGGGGAAAUUGUUGAAUCAUUGAUGAAUGGUGAAAUAGUAUUGCCAUGCUCGGACAAAUUUUCCUCGCCACCAGUUAUUCCAUGUUCUGGGGGAUGUCAAGAAGCUUACUAUUGCAGCAAAGUGUGUGCAGAUGCUGACUGGAAUUCAUCUCAUUCUUUACUGUGCACUGGAGAGAAGUCAGAAGCCUUUUCCACAAAGGCUCUUCUCCGAUUCAUACAACAUGCUAAUGAAACAAAUGACAUUUUCAUUCUGGCAGCCAAAGCAAUAGCAUACACUAUAUUAAGGUAUAGGAAGUCAAAAGCAAUUCUUCUGAGUAGUUAUAUGAAGGACACGGCUCAUGUUAUGGACAACUUUCAUAUGCCCUUACUUUUAGAAGCAUGGAAGCCAAUAUCAGUUGGUCACAAGAGAAGGUGGUGGGACUGCAUAGCAUUACCAGAGGAUGUUGAUCCUUCUGAGGAAGCUGUAUUUAGGAUGCAAAUUAAAGAGCUUGCCUUUACGUCAUUGCAACUCCUGAAGGCAGCUAUCUUUGACAAAGAAUGUGAACCAUUAUUCUCACUUGACAUUUAUGGGCAUAUCAUUGGAAUGUUUGAGCUGAAUAAUCUUGAUCUGGUUGUAGCAUCUCCUGUGGAAGAUUACUUGUACAUUGAUGAUCUACCAUCUCCUGAGAAGGAAGAAGCCAAGAAAGUAUCUCAACCAUAUUUGGAUGCCCUUGGUGAUGAGUAUGCAGUUUGUUGUGAGGGCACGGCAUUUUUCCCCUUGCAGAGCUGCAUGAAUCAUUCCUGCCAUCCUAAUGCCAAAGCUUUCAAAAGAGAGGAGGAUAGAGAUGGUCAAGCAACGAUAGUGGCAUUGAAGCCCAUUUCGAAGGGAGAAGAGGUCACCAUUUCAUACAUAGAGGAGGAUUUACCCUUUGAAGAGAGGCAAGCACUGCUUGCGGAUUAUGGUUUCACGUGCAAGUGUGUGAAGUGCCAAGAAGAAUCUUAAUGGACACUGUAUGCAUAAGUUUGCAUCUAAUGUUCGCUCACAUCACAGGUUAUGGUGUAACGGUUCAAUUGUGGUCAUAAAAGCUGUAACAACAUAAGUGCGACUUAAUUAAAUGUGUUUGAUUAAUCGAUAUC